This is a messenger RNA of Artibeus jamaicensis (Jamaican fruit-eating bat), 2297 nucleotides long. It is a transcript of the gene RHO, whose product is annotated as rhodopsin. Bases 116 to 1162 code for a protein of 348 amino acids. Gene Ontology annotation, cellular component: photoreceptor outer segment; membrane. Gene Ontology annotation, biological process: G protein-coupled receptor signaling pathway; visual perception; phototransduction. Gene Ontology annotation, molecular function: G protein-coupled receptor activity. Lineage: Eukaryota; Metazoa; Chordata; Mammalia; Chiroptera; Phyllostomidae. The record is from RefSeq and is a predicted model, not a curated record. The transcript has 5 exons.
UCUGGGGGGGUCAGAGCCCAGAGUUGUCCAGCCAGAGCCCUGUGUGGUCUAGCUCGGGCCCCAACAGCAGUCUUGGGUCGCAGCUGCCCACGGGGCAGCCACAAGGACCUCAGCCAUGAAUGGCACGGAGGGCCCCAACUUCUACGUGCCCUUCUCCAACAAGACGGGUGUGGUGCGCAGCCCCUUCGAGUACCCGCAGUACUACCUGGCCGAGCCCUGGCAGUUCUCCAUGCUGGCUGCCUACAUGUUCCUGCUGAUCGUGCUUGGCUUCCCCAUCAACUUCCUCACGCUCUACGUCACAGUUCAGCACAAGAAGCUGCGCACACCUCUCAACUACAUCCUGCUCAACCUGGCCGUGGCCGACCUCUUCAUGGUCUUUGGAGGCUUCACCACCACCCUCUACACCUCUCUGCAUGGAUACUUCGUCUUCGGGCCCACGGGAUGCAACCUGGAGGGCUUCUUUGCUACCCUGGGUGGUGAAAUUGCCUUGUGGUCCUUGGUGGUCCUGGCCAUCGAACGGUACGUGGUGGUAUGCAAGCCCAUGAGCAACUUCCGCUUUGGGGAGAAUCACGCCAUCAUGGGGCUCGUCUGUACCUGGAUCAUGGCACUGGCCUGUGCCGCACCCCCACUAGCCGGCUGGUCCAGGUAUAUCCCAGAAGGCAUGCAGUGCUCGUGUGGGAUCGACUACUACACCCUCAAGCCCGAGGUCAACAACGAGUCCUUCGUCAUCUACAUGUUCGUGGUCCACUUCACCAUCCCCAUGAUCGUCAUCUUCUUCUGCUAUGGACAGCUGGUCUUCACAGUAAAGGAGGCGGCUGCCCAGCAGCAGGAGUCAGCCACCACCCAGAAGGCCGAGAAGGAAGUCACCCGCAUGGUCAUCAUCAUGGUCAUCGCGUUCCUGAUCUGUUGGCUGCCCUAUGCCAGCGUGGCCUUCUACAUCUUUACCCACCAGGGCUCCAACUUUGGCCCCAUCUUCAUGACCCUCCCGGCAUUCUUUGCCAAGUCAUCCUCCAUCUACAACCCCGUCAUCUACAUCAUGAUGAACAAGCAGUUCCGGAACUGCAUGCUCACCACCCUCUGCUGUGGCAAGAACCCACUGGGUGAUGACGAAGCAUCCACCACGGCCUCCAAGACGGAGACCAGCCAGGUGGCACCGGCCUAAGCCCUGCCAAGGACUCUGAUGCCGACCGUAGGAGUCUCCUGUCCCCCAGCACCCACCCCCAGCAACAGCUGUCCCGCCAGGAGCCAUGCCUGUGGCAAUCAGGUCUCACAGGCUCCAUGAGUUGUUGUUUUUUUAAAGAAUUAAUGAGAGAAAAACAAGGCUCCCCACCCAACAGGGACGGCUCAGUCUGGAGUCCUGAGUUCUCAGGGGCCGGUGGGAUCUGUACCCCUCCUCCCCCCAACUCAUUCUCCGGAACAGAAGAAUUCUUGCUGUCUGGGAAAGUGUCCUGGCUUAGGGAUAAGUAUCUAGCACAGAGUGGGGCACACAAUAGGUGCUUAAUAAAUGCUAGAUGGAGGAAGGAAGGAAUGAAUGGAGGAAUGAAUGAAGAGACGAAUGGGCAGGGAGAGCACAUUGUCUUCUCAAAACCACCCCAGCAGCAGCAGCCCCUUGGGUGAUGACCUUGAGUGAUUGAUUGUUUUCCCCCUGGGCCUCACUUUCUUUCCCUGCAAAAUGGGAAUCCCCCCAAUAAAUAAAUAAAUAAAUAAAUAAAUAACACGGGAAUUUCAGUCCUCGGUCCCGCCAUACAUGGCUGCUGUGAAGAUCAGAUGAGAUGUGUGUGUGUGUGCCUGUAUAUUAGAGUACUUCAUAAAUGGUAAGGAGCUGUACAGACUGUAGUUAAUGUUAUGAACAAUAUCAACUAUUAAUAUAAUUAAUAAAUUACUAUGAUCAUCUCUUCUUGAUAGUGACCAUUUUGAGAGUGGACAUGGCCCUGACUAUCCAGCCUCAACAGGCAUUUUAAAAAGUAGCCAGGAGUCCAAGCCAGACCAGGCCUAGGGGUUGGGCCACAGGGCGGGAGAGUUGAGUGAAUACAGAAUGCAGCCGUCCAACCUGAAAAACUACCAUCAGACUGGACUCUGGGGCCAAGGCCCAGGGUCUAACCUCUGGCCUGGAACCCCAGGCCAGUGCCUCCCCUUCCCAGUGCUGCUUGUGAAGAGAUAGGCCUUUUUCUCGGCUUCUGGAAACCGCAGGCUCACCUACCCAGCACUCGGGCCACGGCUUGUCUGGGCCAACAUGGAACUUCCAGAAGCUAUGCUCACCUGCCCACAUUUAAUAAAGAGCUGAGUCUCCAAUGUCA